AUGUCGAGUUUUUCUCCAAGAAUUUCUUCUCUAGUUUCUUCUGAGGCCACCUCAAAGAUUAAAAGAUUUAUUUUUGAAUUUUUCAAAGUAUCUGACACAAAACCUCCAGUUGUUCCAUCAGAAGAUCCUUACUUGAACUUCUUUACUGAGAAUGCGUUUGUUCAGAUGGCCUCGAACCACUUUCAAAAUCACCAAUAUAUUGGUACUUUAAGACAAGGAAUGUGGAAAAGUGUUACAAAAAGACACCACAUUGUAUUGAAUGUUGCUCAAAUUACAGAUAACGAGUUUUUGAUCAAUGGAACUGUUGACUAUAAAUUAAUUAACGAAAAAGACUUAUCCACUCCCUGGGCUGCCCAUAUGGUUUUUGAGGAUUUUUCAAUUGAAAAUCCCAAGAUGAAAUACUACCAAGUGUAUUUAGAUUCUAGUCAAGCAAAAGAAGCUCUCAAAUAG
Ascoidea rubescens DSM 1968 is the source of this 450-nucleotide messenger RNA. RefSeq lists its product as uncharacterized. The record is from RefSeq and is a predicted model, not a curated record. Bases 1 to 450 code for a protein of 149 amino acids. Lineage: Eukaryota; Fungi; Ascomycota; Saccharomycetes; Ascoideales; Ascoideaceae. The transcript has a single exon.